CAAUGUUUGUUUGGGGGGGUAUAACUGGGCAGCUGUGGAUCAGUGGGUUGAGGGUUCAAAUCUGAGGCUUGACAGUAUUUGCCCCCGAAUCGAUUCUUUCUUUGACUUGAUUGUUCUCUAUUUUUCUUCUGGGCUUGUGGAUUGGCGCGUGUGGGCGGGGUGUGUCCGGUUUUCCCGCCUCUGUCACGUGCUGUCGUCUUGGAGUGGUCAUAUGACCAGCACAGCUCAGCUGUUCUCCGAUCUGGACGCUCCGUGGAUCUGGGUUGGUCCUGGUCCUGGUUCUGGUCCUGGUUCUGUUCUGCUCCUGCUUCUGUUGUGGUCCAGCGCGCCAGAGGAACGUCCGUGACGGAAGCGGUAAGUUAGAUCGUCUAGAAGGCAGAAGCUCCUGGUCACAUCUGCUGGAGGUCAUGUCGGCCGUGAAGCUGCAGGAAUGUCGUCAGCUUAUUUCCUCCCAGCUGGAUGGCGUAGUGGACUUCUGGCUCAAACACUCCCACGAUGAAGAAUACGGGGGAUUCUUUACCUGCAUCGGGAGAGACGGGACGGUUUACGAUGACCUGAAGUAUGUGUGGCUGCAGGGCAGACAGGUGUGGAUGUACUGUCGUCUGUAUCGGACCGUGGAACGUUUCCGCCGGCCGGAAAUUCUGGAAGCAGCCAAAGCUGGUGGAGCGUUCCUGAGGAAGUCUGCUCGUCUGUCCAGCUCCGACUCUCCGUGGAAAUGCGCUUUCUGCUUAACGAGAGACGGCAAAGCGGUGAAAGUUCAGAGGAGCAUCUUCAGCGAGUGUUUCUACGUCAUGGCCAUGGAUGAGCUCAGCAGAGUGACCGCAGACCCAGACAUGCAGCUGGAAGCUGAGCAGAUGAUGGAGCAGCUCAUCCACUGGGUCCAGGUGGACCCUUCAGGCUUGGGCCGCCCCCCCCUUCCGGGGGAUAUUGCCACCAACAGCAUGGCAGUUCCCAUGAUGCUGCUGUGUCUGGUUCAACAGCUGACCGAGGGGCGGGGCCAAGAGACGGCCCAGAAGUACCGCGAGCUCGGUACCUGGUGUGUCAGUCAGAUUCUGCAACACGUCCAGAGAGACGGAACCGCCAUUUUAGAGAACGUGUCCACGAGCGGAGCUGAGCUGCCGGGCAGUGCAGGCCGGCUGCAGAAUCCGGGCCACGCUCUGGAGGCGGGCUGGUUUCUGCUCCAGUUCAGUGCAGAGACGGGCGACAAGGAGAUCCAGAAAACUGCGAUGGAGAAGUUCAUCGAGCUCCCGAUGGAGUACGGCUGGGACAGCGACCACGGCGGCCUGUUCUACUUCCUGGACGUGGACGGUCACUGCCCCACGCAGCUGGAGUGGAGCAUGAAGCUGUGGUGGCCCCACUGCGAGGCUCUCAUCGCCCUCCUCAUGGCGUACUGCCAGACCAGAAGGCCGGAGCUGCUGCAGCGCUUCCUCCAGGUUUACGACUACACCUUCAGCCAUUUUCCUGACGACAAGAGCGGCGAGUGGUUUGGAUAUCUGACCCGCGAGGGCAGCGUAGCUCUGGACUUCAUGGGAGGCCCCUUCAAAGGGUUCUUCCAUGUGCCUCGCUGCCUGCUGAUGUGUGAACGCCUGCUGGACGAUCUGCUGCAAACACUCGACGAAUGAACACUCCAACUGAUUCUGAGCACGAGCGAAACACAAAUAAAAAGAUGUCAAAGGCC
Messenger RNA from Oryzias melastigma (Indian medaka), 1678 nucleotides. Its product is annotated as renin binding protein. NCBI's taxonomy places the organism in Eukaryota, Metazoa, Chordata, Actinopteri, Beloniformes, Adrianichthyidae. The transcript has 10 exons. Bases 408 to 1622 code for a protein of 404 amino acids. The record is from RefSeq and is a predicted model, not a curated record. Gene Ontology annotation, molecular function: N-acylglucosamine 2-epimerase activity; peptidase inhibitor activity. Gene Ontology annotation, biological process: N-acetylmannosamine metabolic process; carbohydrate metabolic process; N-acetylglucosamine metabolic process.